This is a messenger RNA of Prorocentrum cordatum, 1137 nucleotides long. Lineage: Eukaryota; Dinophyceae; Prorocentrales; Prorocentraceae. The record is from the annotation of a GenBank genome assembly.
AUGUGCUGGACAGGUUCCAAUGCCAUGCCAGUGCAUCUUCAGCUGUGCCUGCGGACCAUUCGGAGAAACGCCGACGUGCCAGUGAUUCUGGUGACGCCGAAGAACGUGCUGCGCCUUCGAGGGCUUUUCGAUCUGCUGGAUACCUGUGACGCGGUCGGAUACGACGGCUCUGCGUGGAACGAGCACAUCGGUGUGUCCGCAAUGGGACCAUUCAAGCCGCAGUCCGACCUUACAACGCUCUGGUUCAACGCCCUUCAUGGAAAGCUGGCGCAGCGGUGGGCCGAUGUGCAGGCACGCCAAACCGACGUCUUCUACUGGCAGGAGAUACUCCGUGACAUCGUUCUCCCGGCCUCGUUGAUCCACAGGGAGCGGAUCAGCAGGGCGAUGCAGAUUCACAAUCCCGAGCAGGACGCGCUGUGGAGCGAGCGGCCGUGCGCGGAACUGCUCGGGGCCGAGCUCGACAGGUGCCACCUCCUCGUCCUCAACAACGCCAAGUAUGGCCAGGAGCUUGGCGAGCUCUCCGAGGCCCUGGAGUUCCGGGGGGCGCUAUGGUCCACCGGCAUGGUGCAGGUCGACCUGCGGCCCAUCACCGAGGCAGUCGAGAAGCUGGCCGGCAUGGUCCGCGUGGAGGCCAGGGCGCGGCGCUCGCUCGAGGCUGCGGUGGAGACUCUGCUCAUCCGUGCGGGCGAGGGCCGAGAGGACUCGCAGCUGCAGGACGCGGGGGUCUCGCCACGGCAAGGCGGCGGUAGCCUCCAGGCCAGCGUCCUGAGACUCGAGCAGGAGGCGUACCGGAGCCGCCAGCUGGAGCAGAAGGCAAUCGCGGACAACGAGAUGCUGCAGCUCACGGUGCAGUCUCUCAGCCGCGACGUGGCCAAGGCCCAGGUCGACGCCCAGGAGUCGGGCAAGGCCGCGGCUGCGGCCGCCAUCGGCGAGGACGUGGACCGCAUCCAGAGCGCCCUGACGACCGUGAGCAACUCCACGCAGGAGCGAAUCCGCCUCCUCGAGGAGAAGCUCGGGCUCGAGGGCGCCGACGGCGAACCCCGCAACGGCGAGGGCGCGCUGGAGGCCGGAGCCGCGUCUCCCGCGCAGAGGUUCUCGGGCAAGAGCCCGCGCGGUUACAUCCAGGAUGGGGCGUGA